CUCUAGUACGAAUCGGCGCAAGUUUGUUUGAAAUAAUAGUCUGGACUGAAUGCCUGCGUACCAUCUUCUUCUCGCAUAAUAUCUGCAGACAAAAUCAGGAAAGUGGGAAGAAAGAGAGGGAGAGAAUGAGGCCCCAUAUGGUAUUGUUUGGAGACUCGAUUACUCAGCAAUCGUUUGCAGACGGGGGAUGGGGUGCAUCCCUUUCUAAUCGCUACUGUCGGAAGGCAGACGUCCUUCUGCGGGGGUACAGUGGUUACAACACACGAUGGGCUUUGUUCUUGCUUCCCCACGUCUUUCCUCCAGAGGGUUCAAAGCAACCAUCAGUGGUGACAGUAUUUUUUGGAGCUAAUGAUGCAGCUCUACUAGGGAGGAGCAGUGAGCGGCAGCAUGUGCCUCUUACAGAGUACAAGUCAAAUCUUCACCAGAUCAUAACCCAUUUGAAGAAUUGUUCACACUCUAUGCUGGUAGUGCUGAUCACUCCUCCCCCAAUUGAUGAAAACGGGCGCAUGCAGUAUGCAAGAGCUACUUGCGGGAAGAAUGUUGUUGAAUUACCAGAACGAACAAAUGAAUUUGCAGGAACUUAUGCCAAAUCUUGUCUUGAAGUUGCAAGCGAGUCUGGCGUUCCAGCAAUUGAUUUAUGGUCAAGAAUGCAAGAAACCCCUGGUUGGCAAGAAACAUAUUUGAGUGAUGGUUUACACCUUACUCCAAAUGGUAAUGCAUUCGUCUUUGAAGAGGUUCUCAAAGUUCUCAAUGCAAGAGGUUGGAAUGUCAGUGAAAUUCCAGAUGAUUUUCCAGAUUAUUCUAUUAUUGAUACCAGUGAUCCCCAAAAGGCAUUCAAUGGCAGAAAAUGAUGUACCAUUCUUGUUGCACACGAGUCAGAAAACUUUGGUGCAAUCACCGUGAUUUAUUUUCUUCCCUGCUGUUAAUGGUUAUUUAUAUUCUGUUCUAAAUGGAACUUACUGUGUAAGUAAUCAAUAUUGAGUAAAUAUUUCUAUUGAUUGUGAACGAUGUCUGACAUUUUCCAACUGCUAUUACUUUCUAUGCUGGCUGUUCUUAUCAAGAUGUGAAUUUUAUGUUUCA
This is a messenger RNA of Cryptomeria japonica (Japanese cedar), 1080 nucleotides long. Its product is annotated as GDSL esterase/lipase At5g62930. The record is from RefSeq and is a predicted model, not a curated record. Lineage: Eukaryota; Viridiplantae; Streptophyta; Pinopsida; Cupressales; Cupressaceae. The transcript is spliced from 6 exons. The coding region runs from base 126 to 851 and encodes 241 amino acids. Gene Ontology annotation, molecular function: hydrolase activity, acting on ester bonds.